AUGCCUCUAAUCGAUAUUACUAACCCGGAUGUAAUAAAAUUUCUUGUUGAAAGUUAUGAUAAAACAGCACGACUUCGUAUGAAAUGGAACGAUUUGUAUGGAGAAAAUUUGAAAGUAGCAGCUACCUUACAGCGUGAAGAAAAAGGAUAUUUUGAAUCAGAUGUAUUGAAAGAAGCGAUGGCAGCUGGAAUGCCUACAAUAACAAGAGAUUUUAUAUCUGGUUCACGAAACAGAAGAAAAGCACCCAUUCGCGAUGGUAUUCACAUACCAACAACAGCUAAUUUGAAAAAGGGACAUUCCGCCAUUGAUAUUGGAGUAGGUGACCCUAAGGACGACCCCAGACUAGCCCGACCUGACACAGACCUAAGUAUAGAUCCUGUGAUGCGGCCCAUAGACCCUAACCAAGAGAAUAUAAUUUACAAAGGCAUCCCAUACUUUGGACGGAAGGUGUAUUUAAAAUCGAGAAAUAAAAUGUCACCGGAAGAUAAAUUCUAUUACACACAGUCUACUGCACAGAAACAUGGCUGGAGAUUAAAAGACAGCUUCUUUGGAACAAAUACGCCACAGUAUGCACGUGUGUGCCGUCUUACUCGCGAUGUUAUGGGCCGCAGUGGGCCUCAUCCUGAUCCACGUCACUACAAGAGCGCCGAUGUUCCCCUCACAGAAAAGUGUGAAUGA
Molecule: messenger RNA, 678 nt
Organism: Arctia plantaginis
Lineage: Eukaryota; Metazoa; Arthropoda; Insecta; Lepidoptera; Erebidae
Source: the annotation of a GenBank genome assembly